AUGCCGCCUAAGGGAGGAAACGCGAAGAAAGAGUCCGGCAGGGCCAAAAAGGCCGAGAACGAGGCCAAGAAGGCUGCCGCAGCGGAGGCAGAGAAGGAGCGCAAGGAGGCAGAGCAGUGGUCCCAGGGAUCGAAGGCCAACAAGGCCAAGGAAGAGAAAGAGGAGAAGCGCAAGGCCGAGCUCGCGCGUAAGGCCGAGCUUGCCCGGUUGCUCGCGGAAGAGGAGGCCAGCGCGGCCUCGAAGCCGAAGGCUGCUUCGAAGGCAGGAGCAGCGAAGAAGGGCUCGGCGAAGAAAGACGUCAAGCCCGCUGGGCCUGGGGCGAUCGCUGCCGGGGGAGGUUUGGGUGCUGUUGAAGCGGUGGCGGACGACGGGGCGCCAAAGGAGGUCGAGUCGUACGCUGCGACAGGUCUCGACAAUGCGCUCGACUUGUUGGAGGUCGUCACAGCGAAGAUGGACAAGGCGAGUGUCGGUUCUAGGGCUGCAGAUCUCGAGAGGCACCCGGAGAGGAGGUUCAAAGCAGCAUUCGAGGCAUACAAGGAGAGGGAGAUGCCAAAUAUCAGAGCAGAGCAUCCGGGAUUGCGUCUGAAUCAGUACCAUGAACUGCUCUAUAAGCAAUUCCAGAAAUCGCCGGAGAACCCCUUCAACCAGGUCACGGUGGCGUACGAUGCCAAGAAGGAAGAGAGGAUAGAGGCACUGAACCAGCGGAAUGCUGAGAUCACAGGCAGACUGAGGUCACCAUGA
Messenger RNA from Dichomitus squalens LYAD-421 SS1, 741 nucleotides. RefSeq lists its product as uncharacterized. The transcript is spliced from 6 exons. Gene Ontology annotation, molecular function: transcription coactivator activity. The record is from RefSeq and is a predicted model, not a curated record. The coding region runs from base 1 to 741 and encodes 246 amino acids. Gene Ontology annotation, biological process: transcription by RNA polymerase II. NCBI's taxonomy places the organism in Eukaryota, Fungi, Basidiomycota, Agaricomycetes, Polyporales, Polyporaceae. Gene Ontology annotation, cellular component: nucleus.